AUGUCAACCAACAACCUCAGUCUCUUCAUAAAAAAUUCUGGAACAGGAAGGGGCGGUCGAAUAUGGCGGUCCCAAGCAUGGACUGGUACGGGGUCGGAAGGAAAAAAUUUUGCGGACCCUUGGUUGUGCGACACCCUGAAAAAAGUUGCAUCUUCCCCUGACAUGGAGAAACCGAUAGUUUUCAACGACGAGGAUUUCAACCUGAUUGCCGUAGACGACAUCAUGAGUAAGGUGGAUUUGGAACCGAGGAGGAAAAAACUAGAAAGGCAGUACUCCAACUCGAGCCUAAACUCGCAGAUCCAAUACUCCAUCAACUUCUUCGACAACAUGCUGGCCGACUACGAGAAGGAGUUGACGAACGAUAGUUACGACAUCAGCCAGCACAACACCGCCACCAGGAGCAACAUCCAAAUGAUGAUGGCGAGGACGGCCGAGAAAAAUUUAGAAAUUAGGAAGCCAGCUGUCUCCAUGCGGCUGUCCAACAUUGGGGAGGAGGUUGCCGACAGCUAUGUGAGUUGA
Molecule: messenger RNA, 519 nt
Organism: Helobdella robusta
Lineage: Eukaryota; Metazoa; Annelida; Clitellata; Rhynchobdellida; Glossiphoniidae
Exons: 3
Coding region: 1-519 (172 amino acids)
Source: RefSeq, a predicted model, not a curated record